AUGGCAGCUGCUCGAUCAGGAGCCAAGCAACUUCAAUUCAAGCUGGUCUUGCUGGGUGAGCGACUUGCGCCAGAUUCAACACCUCUUCUUGACUAAUGGAAGCGCGUCCCGUUUGUUGUCCAUCAUGCAGGCGAAAGUGCCGUUGGAAAGUCCAGGUAAGCCUGGCAGCGCCGCAACAGGUGCAUCUUCUUCAGAUCACUGAUCACAACCAACUUCUCUUUCCUGCAGUCUUGUGCUCAGAUUUGUCAAGGAUCAAUUUGAUGACUACAGAGAAAGCACAAUCGGAGGUGAGAGCCCUGUUCAGGUCAGCAACCUACAAUUGUGCUUCGACUGGCCUGCUCAAUCUUUGUCCCUCGACAGCUGCUUUUUUGACGCAGACCGUUAGCCUGGAUGAGUCUACCACUGUCAAAUUUGAGAUUUGGUAAGAAGACUUGGAAUCAACGAGAAGCGACUGAAGGAUUACCUGCGGAACCGUCACUGACCGUUUGCUGCUGCAUUUCAGGGACACUGCCGGUCAAGAGAGAUACAAGUCGCUGGCCCCUAUGUAUUACCGCAACGCAAAUUGUGCUGUCGUAGUGUACGACAUCACACAACAAGUGAGUGCUAUGGAUGGACUAAAAAAAACGCUGCGCAAAUGCUGGAAUCGCGCGUGGCCAGCUCGGCAGCUCAAUUUGGUAGCUUCACUGUGGGAGAUACUGAUCUCGUGUAUGCGCUUGCCUCACCACCCAAGUCUUCUCUUGAGAAGGCCAAAGCCUGGAUCCGGGAAUUGCAGCGUCAAGCGGAUCCGAACAUCAUCAUCGCACUGGCGGGCAACAAGGCGGAUCUUGCGAGCAGACGAGCGGUGCCCACAGAGGUGAGGCAGAUCGUGCACGACUUCUGCACAACACAUUUUUGCGUCUUUUGAUCCUUCAUUGCUAAACCUCUCGCUCCAUCCGCUCAUGCCUUGCAGGAAGCGCAAGCUUACGCAAAUGAAGAAAACCUUCUGUUCCUCGAGACAUCGGCAAAAGACUCGCACAAUGUGUCCGAGCUAUUUACAAUGAUCGCUCGAAAAUUGCCACUAGAAUCAGCUUCUAAUGCUGCAAGGGCCGGCGGGGCUGGAGGAAGAGGUGGAAGCAGGAUCGAUCCUGCGCAGGGCAGGAACGGCGUGGAUAUCAGAAAUGGGCAGUCAGGACAGGGCGGAGGGUGCUGCUAG
This is a messenger RNA of Ceraceosorus bombacis, 1192 nucleotides long. The record is from the annotation of a GenBank genome assembly. NCBI's taxonomy places the organism in Eukaryota, Fungi, Basidiomycota, Exobasidiomycetes, Ceraceosorales, Ceraceosoraceae.